Penicillium verhagenii is the source of this 1008-nucleotide messenger RNA. RefSeq lists its product as uncharacterized. Gene Ontology annotation, biological process: vacuolar transport. The transcript is spliced from 4 exons. The record is from RefSeq and is a predicted model, not a curated record. Bases 1 to 1008 code for a protein of 335 amino acids. NCBI's taxonomy places the organism in Eukaryota, Fungi, Ascomycota, Eurotiomycetes, Eurotiales, Aspergillaceae.
AUGAAACUCACUAGCUCCACUCAUUAUUCCCUUCUCUUCUUAUCGUCCAUAUUGGGACUUUCAUGCGCCGCCAGCAACUCUCACUUGACCGAUGAUUCCUCAUGCGUGGCGCAUUCGCCAACCAGUGGCCUCUAUUAUGAUCUCAAUCCGAUCUCGUUAUCCCCACCACCGAUGAAGAACGGCAAGAAAGUAUCAUCGGAGGAUCGGGAUGAAAGUUGGCCCGCGAAGGGCCAUGACUACCCCGCAAACUUCACACUCAAUGUAUGCGCGCCGGUGAUUGAGAACUUUACCGAUGUGGUGGGCGUGCCAUCUUCCCGUUGGCAGAAUAUCAGCGCGUUCUACGAACAGCAUGGGAAGAUAUAUUCGCUGGGUGAACAAGCAUCGGAUCCCUUCUUCCGUGGUCGCAAACUGGUCCUUAACUAUACGAACGGUUCCCCUUGUCCCGAUGAGCUCAAUGGCGCUAGCUCGAAUGCUUCCGUCCGAACCAUGUCCACCCUGAUGUCUUUUCUCUGUGAUCGUGAUGCUCCGGCAAACCAGGCAACCGCAUCCUUUGUCGGCACUAUGGAUUCCUGCUCGUACUACUUUGAGAUUCGCAGUUCCGCUGCAUGUGGUGGAAUCGCCGUGGACCCCAACUCCGGCGGAAUGGGGCCGGGUGGUGUUUUCGGUGUCAUUAUGCUCAUUGCCGUUGCCGCCUAUUUCAUUGGAGGUUGUGCUUAUCAACGUACCGUCAUGCACCAGCGUGGCUGGCGCCAAUGCCCCAACUUCAGUUUGUGGGCUGGAAUGCUUGACUUCAUCAAGGACAUGUUCAUCAUCUCCUUCUCAACUAUUGGCAGUUGCCUUCGUCUGAGACGUUCGCCAUCGAAUGGUGGAUACACACGUGCUGGCUCCGAUGACCGUGGAGGCUUCAUUGGUGCUAUUGGGGGUCGAGGAAGAGGCUCCAGUGGUCGGGGCGAUGUUGAUGCAGAGAAUCGGUUGAUAGAUCAGCUGGAUGAAGAAUGGGAUGAUUAG